GAUAUAUAAAAUUUAAUAUGAUUUCAGAUACCUACAAUGAAACAUAACAAAGUACGAUAGAAAUAAAAAUGCCGAAAUCCAAAUCUAGAGAAGUCAAAAUAGUCCAUUCAGAUAAACGUAUCGCUAAACUUGAUGAUGAAUCGUUAAGGAAACUAACUGACGCUGAGGGGCCUUGCAACGAAUGUAUAUGCAAUCUAAUAGACCCUCCAAAACCACCAUUUGAUAUAAGAAAUGCUAUACGAAGUGCCAUAGAUACAUUACAAAUGUACACAGACUCUACUGCAAAAUCCCUAGGUAUUACUUCUUCAACUAACCUAGCAGGGCCUAGUGAAAAGGACAAGGAAAAAGCAAAAGCUAAGGGUGGGAAGAAGAAAUAAUUUAUAUCACAAUGACUUUGGAACAAUUAAAACAACUAGAAUCUAAAUCGUUGAAGGGCCUUAAAGAGGGCGUUUCUGGGCCCUGUGAUGAAUGCAUAUGCGCAAUACUAACUACACCAGCGGACGCGUUAACACGCGGUAACUGCUUCAAGAGGUUAUUUUCAUGUUUUAUUAAGACUAAAAAAGCGAAAAACAUGAAAUCUAUUAACAGUGGGACUAAAAAUAAGAAACAAGGCAAAAGUAAAGGUAAAGGGAAGUAUACAUCGAAGCCGGUGAAAAUAACUAAAAGUAAUAGGUUUAAAAUAACGAGAUGUUAGUUUAUUAAAUUCUUUUUAGUUACA
This is a messenger RNA of Papilio polytes (common Mormon), 718 nucleotides long. RefSeq lists its product as uncharacterized. The record is from RefSeq and is a predicted model, not a curated record. The transcript has 2 exons. The coding region runs from base 69 to 377 and encodes 102 amino acids. NCBI's taxonomy places the organism in Eukaryota, Metazoa, Arthropoda, Insecta, Lepidoptera, Papilionidae.